AUGGAUUCUGAAGAUAUUAUGGAAUCUUCAACAAGAGAUACUACGGAUAAGCAACAAGUAUUAUAUCGAAAGAAAAGUGGAUGUCCAAAAGCUGCAUUGGUUAAGAGGCAAACCAAAAGUAAUGGAAGUCAUCUUGCAUUAUGUUGUGAGAAGGUUUCUGAUUAUGUUAGUAAUGUGUCGUAG
Molecule: messenger RNA, 183 nt
Organism: Scutellospora calospora
Lineage: Eukaryota; Fungi; Glomeromycota; Glomeromycetes; Diversisporales; Gigasporaceae
Source: the annotation of a GenBank genome assembly